Messenger RNA from Colletotrichum lupini, 699 nucleotides. RefSeq lists its product as uncharacterized. The transcript has 12 exons. The record is from RefSeq and is a predicted model, not a curated record. Bases 1 to 699 code for a protein of 232 amino acids. Lineage: Eukaryota; Fungi; Ascomycota; Sordariomycetes; Glomerellales; Glomerellaceae.
AUGAACUCGAGGAAUAUGCGGUCAGGCCUCUCACACUUUGCUGAAGGAGCUAUUGUGGUGCUCCUCAACUAUCGUAAUCGAGACCUAGUUGAACGCACAAAGGAUCUCAUUGUCGAGUACGUCGUCCUUUCGCUAUGGUCUGCCGCGAGGCUUGGCGUGGAAGAAACACCUUUGCUAAAUGUGGAUGAACGACUGUCCAAGUUUGUAGUUGCGACAGCAUGUUACCCCAAGCAGAGCAACGAGUCUCUAUUCCCUGAGAGCGCCUUUCUGGAGAGACUUGAGGCUCUGAUGGAACCAGCGACUCGCGAAGUUAGCUUGUCAGAUCAGGCUGGUAUCUUUGUUUAUGCCUGCCUUGGUAGGUUAGAGACACUUGUUCAGCUACUCGUGGGGACUUCCAAAUCAAGUCUCGCUCCCGAUGACAACUCGAUGAUGCCGCCAGGUCCGGUGCACCAAGUAGACUUCUGGUAUCUGACCAGCGAUGACCGGAGACGCACUUCCAACCAACGAUUCUGCCACCUCCUACCCGCCGAGCGUGAGGUUCAGGGCGUAAACCACCGUCAGCCUGAUCCUCAAAGGCUUGUGAAAGACUACGUCACCGUGUGGAGCGGAGUAUCACCGUUGCGGUGUCCGCGACAGUUCACUAGGGGAUCCUGCACCUUGGAUAACCACAGCCGGGCGACGACGAGCGAUACGACAUGA